Mollisia scopiformis is the source of this 2894-nucleotide messenger RNA. RefSeq lists its product as uncharacterized. Bases 130 to 2727 code for a protein of 865 amino acids. NCBI's taxonomy places the organism in Eukaryota, Fungi, Ascomycota, Leotiomycetes, Helotiales, Mollisiaceae. Gene Ontology annotation, biological process: actin cytoskeleton organization. Gene Ontology annotation, molecular function: actin binding; small GTPase binding. The record is from RefSeq and is a predicted model, not a curated record. The transcript has 2 exons.
AGUCAACACCGCUUCGUGGAGAAUUCCGAAAUCCAAACCUACCUCUAUUAUAGACAUGAAGAUCGUUAUUUGACCUCUUGGAGCUUAAUUUUGGGAGCUCUUUGAGAUUCUCUAUCAUUGUUUGCCAAUAUGGCUUCCCAAUAUCCAUUGCCAGAGACAUAUUCACACAGGCGCACAAAGUCGUCUGUCUUGUCCAACUUAUCAUUCAUGCACAAGAGAACUCCCUCGACGGGAGCCACGCUAUCUUCAAAUGUAUCUCACGUCUCUCCUCAUGUGUCUCCGACAUUUGAAGCGAUGCCAUUUCUCCCGCAUGAUCAUCCGCAUUACAGAGCUCUCGGCGAAAUUCAACAGAAUCAACAAACGCAAGCACAACCCUUGCCGAAGAAGUCUCGGGACGGUGGCCGGCCUAACACGAGCGAGACUGGUUCCCGACCACUUCAUAAGAAGACACUGAGUUCGAUAUCCCUCAAAUCUCUUGCUGGAAAAGACGGCGAGAAGACCUCGAAGACGAAAGAGCCCAAACCAAACAAGCCGAAGAAGACUAAGUCAUCGACGAAUCUCGCAACUCUCCUCAAGCGCCCAAAAUCGUCGAAAGACUUGAACAAGGAAGCAGUGGAAGAAGCAGCUCGAGUCCAAAAGGACAAGGAGAACCAAAGCCCUACGUGUGCUGAUGCGCCUCGACCUCCGCCAAUAUACGCACAAUUCUCCAGCGAAUUCUUCGCGAAGCAGCCAUUGGGAGGAAAGUUCUUGGAGGAUGAGAUAGACCUAUACACGCCGGAGAACUAUUCACCUCGAAAGCAACGGAACUUUUAUGAAGGCCCUGGGUACCAGCCAAGCUUACUCAAACGCGACAACGGCUCGGCUACCUCAGGCUUCCAACGUCCAAUGUCGUACCUACCAACGAGCUUCAGUAUUGGGGAUAUCGGCAGGAGAAUUAGCAAUGGCUCAAAUCACAGUGUCGAGCUUAUGAGGAGAGUAUCAGGAGGCAAGAGACCGAGUUUGGAGAGGAAGGCUACUGCUACAUCCGCGAAGUCAGAGAAGUCAGCCAAGUUAGACAAGGCAGCUCCAAAUAAAGGCCAACGGGUACUGGCAGCGGUCUCGGCGUUGGGUUCAAAGCCAGCAAAGUCUCCAGAGGCUACAUCUGUGCCCGUGGUUGAUGAUAAAGAUGUCGAUCGAGAAUUUGAAGCUAUGCUGGAUAGGCGCAACAUCCCUGAACAUCAACGAGGAAAGAUGCGGAAGCUUGCGAUGACAAUGAAGAAAGACUUCAUCAAGCAAGACUGGGCUGAAGUAGCUGCGGCGAAGAACGGCAGACCGGGAACCAACAGUAGCGACUCAAGUGCUGAUGCUACCAGCGGUACCCAAGACGUUCCUGCCGCCAAGACCAAGAGACCGAGGAGUCGAACAUUUACACUAUCAAGAAACCACAAAGACACUACGGCGGAUAACAAGAAGGCGAAAGCAGAGGGAACGAUUGGCAAGCAUUCUCGACAGCCAUCUACAGAGAACAUCAACAGUGGGACUAGAUCAUUCACAGCAUCGAGUGUUGCAGUCGCACAAAACCUGGUUGCCAGAGCAAAGGGCCAACUUCCAGAUGAUUUCAUCUCAUACAUGAGGAAGGUGCAAAAGCCGGAACUAGUUGAAGUUGGUAGACUUCAUAAGCUGAGGACUUUAUUGAAGCAUGAGACUGUUGCAUGGACAGACGAGUUUGUUACCCAAGGUGGAAUGGCUGAAAUAGUUGGCUUGUUGCAUCGAACCAUCGAAGUGGAAUGGAGAGAAGAACAUGAAGACGCGUUGCUUCAUGAGGUUCUCCUCUGCUUGAAAGCCCUUUCCACUACGGCUCUGGCAUUCCAACACCUCAGCAUCUUCCAACAGACUCUCUUCCCUGCUUUGAUCAACAUGGUCUUUGGCGAAGACAAGAAGGGACCUAGCGAGUUUACGACCCGAAACAUCAUCUCUUCUCUGUUGUUCACUUACUUGAAGUCAGCACCACUUGCGGAACGUGCAAAUCGAGCUAGGAUCCUUCUUGGCUACCUCAAAGAUCCUGAACCAGUCGAAACCGAACGACCAGUUGGAUUCGUCCUUGAAAUGAGAAAGCCACGUCCAUACCGAAUUUGGUGCAAGGAGGUGACAAAUGUUACCAAGGAAGUCUUCUGGAUUUUCCUCCAUCAUGUCAAUGUCAUUGCUCUUCCCGGAUCUAGAUUCCACGAAGAGGAAGACUGCGACUUAUCAGCUGGCGGUUUCGAUAGCACCAAUCCUUACCAUGUGUACAUGGCUAAGCACUUUCCUCAAGAGCAGCCUCCAGUACCAGCUGCACCAUAUGUUGGUGGCGUUGAAUGGGAUGCUACGAAUUAUCUGGCUUCGUAUCUUGAUAUUAUUAAUGGUAUUAUGGCAAGUCUGCCCACCAGAGAAGAACGAAAUACUCUUCGCGAACAAAUGCUCGUUUCUGGAUGGGAGAAAUGCUUUGGUGGUACACUGAGAACUUGCAAGGAGAAAUUCUAUGGUGGAGUACAUGCAGGCCUUCGAUGCUGGGUCGCUGCUGCCGUGGAGGAUGGUUGGGACACGAAGGAUGUUCGCUGCGGUCCUUGCAUUGAAAGCAAGAGCUCACCAAAGAAGAGUCCCAAGAAGGCAGCUCCAGUCGAAGAUGCCCCUAAGAUUGACAUGAAGUUGGAUUUCCUUGGUGGCGGAGCUGCAGGAAAGAAGCCUGUUAAUGACGAUGUUUGGUUGUAAAGGACUUGUACGAUUCUUGUUUAUUGUUUUGUUGGGUAAGAUUGCAUGACUCGAGACUUGAAGGUCUCCUUUUUUCUUUUUGUGUUAUAAGGAGUUCGGCUUGGAUCCUUCUUCUCUUAUGAUUCGCAUGAAUAAUGAUGAUGAUACGAUGGGAUACUGUACAUAAG